Cladophialophora yegresii CBS 114405 is the source of this 522-nucleotide messenger RNA. RefSeq lists its product as uncharacterized. The transcript is spliced from 2 exons. The record is from RefSeq and is a predicted model, not a curated record. Lineage: Eukaryota; Fungi; Ascomycota; Eurotiomycetes; Chaetothyriales; Herpotrichiellaceae. The coding region runs from base 1 to 522 and encodes 173 amino acids.
AUGGCAGGCUUCGACGUUAUCUGCUUCAUCCAGUUGAUGUGCGCACAGACACUACAGGAGCUCGCAAAGCUGAGUGACCAGCCUUUGAACCUCCCGGAAAUGCCCAGCAUCGUGACGACUGGCGAGCGCCUGUACGAGACCAACCUUCGCGGCAUACUAAGAUAUCUCAAGCAAGUCCACAAGGCGUGCAAGAGGCAAGGACUUGUCAACGCCGCCGUCGAGGUCCUCGCACACCGAGCGACGGUCAAGCAAUUCCACGAUGUCAACGACUGGGUUGUCGACCUCCUCAUGACCCUGGAGGUGCCGGUAGGCGUGAAAGGGCUCGUCGGCGGAGACAUUACUGCUCAAGACCUUCGUGACUACCUGAACGGUGUCCGUCCUCAAAUCCUUCACGACUCUAGCCGUGCAGAUAUAUCUACUCCCAGUCCGCUCUCGACUACGGAGGAUCCACUCACAGAUGCAAAAGUCGUUGCUCGAAGUCCAGACGUACGUGAAAUCUAUCUUCUCCCUGGAAUUGAAUAG